Molecule: messenger RNA, 1915 nt
Organism: Acipenser ruthenus (sterlet)
Lineage: Eukaryota; Metazoa; Chordata; Actinopteri; Acipenseriformes; Acipenseridae
Product: apolipoprotein L4-like
Exons: 2
Coding region: 308-1618 (436 amino acids)
Biological process (GO): lipoprotein metabolic process; lipid transport
Cellular component (GO): membrane; extracellular region
Molecular function (GO): lipid binding
Source: RefSeq, a predicted model, not a curated record
UUAGCAGCAUUAUUGAAACUGUUUGUCCAGAGGAGAAAUCCAGCUAUCUGAUGGCUGAAACUGAUGAAGUGAUUUAGUGGAAACAGACAUGAACAGGACUGUCUCCAAGGAGAGUUAGGAACAGUAAAGAGCUUGAUCCAGUUUAAUAUGAAACACUUCUAAUGAUUCAAGUGCAGCUUUACCAGCAGGACCAGUUCAAGCAGACUCCCAGUAACUGAGGGAGGGGUGUGGGGGAGGGCUUCAUCUUCUCAGGGGAGGUUGUGUUUUUAACAAACAGCAACAUCAUUAUUAAUGAUGAGGAUUAUUGAUGUGUGUGUGUGAUUCUCUCAACAGAGUGGAUGAGCAGGAGGAGGAACUGAGAGAGAUGGAACGGAGAGAGAUGGAACUGAGAAAGAUGGAGGAGGAUCUGAAAGAGAUGAAACUGAGAGAGAUGGAGGAGGAACAGAGAGAGAUGGAGGAGAGACGGAUGAAGUGGGCGAUGGAGAAUUGGCUCAGAGUGAUAGAGAAGACACUGAAGAGAGAGAUGGAGGAGAAACUGAGAAAGAUGUGGUGGUGGAAUAAGAAAGAGUUUGAGAAGAAACUGAGUGAGAUCAAGAAGACACUGGAGGAGAAGAUAGAGAAGACACCGAGUGAGAUAAAGGCAACAUGGAAGAUAAUGGAGAAGAAACUGAGGCAGCUGAAGGAGGAACGGAUGAGGAAGGUGGAGGAGGAACUGAACAGUAUGGACCCUGAAGAGGCCUGCAGAAUAAGAAAGUUACUGAAGGACUUUGUACAGGAGUAUGAAAAGGAGAAGCAGGAAAUUGAAAAACUCCUCACAGAACUCAGUGGGAUUGCUGAUGAGCUGGACAAGGUGGACAGGGACUGUAACAUCGCUAAGACUGCAGGGAGCACUGCUGGUGUAGUCGGGGGGGUCCUGACCAUUGUGGGGAUAGGCCUGGCUCCUGUUACUGCUGGAGUCUCCCUUGGACUGACCAUUGCAGGGGUUGCUACUGGUGUAGCUGGCAGUGUCACCGGUGGUGGCGCACAAAUAGGAAAGCAUGUAAUUGAUGGCAAGGCUAACAAUAGAGUAAUGGAAAUAAUGCAAAUAAUUCACUCUAAAAUCAAAGCACUGAUUAAAAAGUGCAAAAUUGCACUCCCACAAUGUAACUGGAAUAAAGAUGAUGAUGCUUUAACAAGCAAUGUUAAAACAUGUCUUUCUGCUGUUGCUGCAGGCCUGGUUGAUGCUGAUGUUGUUGCUGCUGCAGAUGCUGUUAUUGAUGCUGCUGUAAGUCUUGAUGGUGGUGUUGAUGUAAACCCAAACCCGAAUGAUGAAGGUGCUGCUGUUGCUGGGGCUGCUGUUGGUGUUGGUAUUGCUGUUGCUAAUGGUAGCAAACUUGCUACAAGCCUGGUUGAUGAUGCAGCUGCUGUGGCAUUCAAAAGUGCAGGCAGAGUAGUUGGAAGUGUUGCUUCUGGAGUGUUUGUAGUUUGGGAUGCCGUGCAGAUUGGUUUAAAUGCCAAAAAACUUUUUGAAGGGAGUCCAACUGAAAGAGCACAAGAGAUUCGCAAGCUGGUGGAAACUGAAGAAUUAGAACUAGUAAAACUGGAGGAGGUCAAUUGUGAUAUAAAGAACAUUUUGUAACCUGUGAGUCAGCACAGGGCUAUGGAAGAAGGUGCACCAGAAGAGAUUGUUCUCCCUGUCAGAUCUGCAGCUGCUGCUGUAUCAACAGUUUUGUGUUUGCUGCCUGCUCCAGUUUAUCAUAAUUAUAAAUCACAGAAACCAACCAAUCACAGAGCAGCAUUUCCAAACAUUCCUAUACCUCUUGUUAUCUUGUGUAUAAAUAUAUUAUCCUGUAAAAAUAAAAGAACAAGAAAAAAGAAAAAAGAAAAGAAAAAAGAAAAGAUAAAUAAAUAAAUAAAUAAAUAUCAUCCCGUGCAU